AUGAUAUUUCUCUGCCUCAGCGUCACCGCCACCUUACCACCACCGGAGCCAGAUGGGGAGGAGAUGGGCAGCAUGUCCUGUGGGCGUGCGGACACGAUGAGCUUGUACAGCCGCCAGAAGCACACCGCGAGGACGGCCACUACGCCGAACGACACGAGCACCGCUUGUACGUCGUCACCAAUUUUUGCAAAAAAGUGCCUACGGUUUUCGAUAUUCAACCCGCGCUCCUUUUUAAGUGGAAAAACAUUUGGUCCGGCCCGCCCAGCCCGAGUGCCGCUCCCAUAUGCCGCCACCACCAGCGCCCGCAGAGCGCCCGACCCCAAGCUCCUCCUCCCGUGCGCCUCCUACCCGGCCUUUCUCGCGAAUCAUCCGGCGACCGGCGCCACCGCUAGCGACUCCCAGGUCACGCCGCCGCUCCCCUGCCUUCUCUCUCUCUCAUCUCCUUUUCUAUCCUUCUCUCCAGGAGAUCAGCGCCAAUGCCUAGUCCUCGAGCUCACCUUGGAGGUUCGAACGCCGCCACGGGACCUCCACUGGACAGAUCCGGCAGCUCCCUCCCGGAUCUGCGUGCCCUCCACCUCCUCUACCCGAUCCGGCGCCGCCCAACCCGCCAUGACCUCCACCAUGGUGCCCGCCGAGAUCCUGUUCUCCGUCGACGCACCGUCGUCGCAUGAGGACUUGGAUGCCUGGCUCGCUGACAACCUCCCCCAAAUCCUACAGGAGGUUCAGGUGAAUUUGGGCUUGCCGAAAUAUAGGAGUGUGCUACGUGCCGCAGCAGGUUUGGAUGCGGCAAUAAAGACCAUGGCUCGGCUUGGGGAGCAUCAAGCAUCGACUUAUGUGAAGAGGCCAAGGUUGGGACUUUUGCUCUGGGUAGACAAUUAAAGCAGGGGUCAUGGCUACCAUAUCCAACCUAUAUUGUACAAGAAACUUAUCAUGUUGAAGUGUUGAUACUGUCAAGGAUAGUAUUGUUGCCAUGCAAACUCAAAAUAUUUUCCAGUGCAUGUAGUUGGCCUCCUUUCUAUGUAUUUCUGAAACUGCAACUUUUUUUCUUACUUUUAAAUCAAGAAUUGGUGUAUAACAAAAAGUGCUUUCAUUAUUUUUCCAAGGAAAAUUGUAAUUGAUAUUUUUAGAAAGGAAGCAUGAAGAAGUUGAGAACAA
This is a messenger RNA of Triticum urartu, 1155 nucleotides long. The record is from RefSeq and is a predicted model, not a curated record. NCBI's taxonomy places the organism in Eukaryota, Viridiplantae, Streptophyta, Magnoliopsida, Poales, Poaceae.